This is a messenger RNA of Phialemonium atrogriseum, 1383 nucleotides long. RefSeq names its product nuclear distribution protein pac-1a. The transcript is spliced from 4 exons. The record is from RefSeq and is a predicted model, not a curated record. The coding region runs from base 1 to 1383 and encodes 460 amino acids. Gene Ontology annotation, molecular function: protein binding. Lineage: Eukaryota; Fungi; Ascomycota; Sordariomycetes; Cephalothecales; Cephalothecaceae.
AUGAGUCUCUUGACAAGUCGUCAAGCUGAAGAGCUGCACAAGUCCAUGAUUGCCUAUCUGGCGGCCUGUAACCUAACCGCAAUGGCAGCCGCUCUCAGGACAGAGUUGAACCUUGAAGAAGAGCAGCUCGACGCAGCAACGGUCAAGAAGUAUGAGGGCCUGUUGGGGAAAAAAUGGACUAGCGCUGUGCGGUUACAGAAGAAGUCAUUAUCUCUGACCUCUGUGUUAUCUUGGAUCAUGGACCUCGAGUCCCGAAAUGCGGCACUACAAAUCGAGCUCGACAACGCGAUGCCUAGCUCACUGUCGACGCGGAAUAAAGAUCCCUCGUCUUGGCUACCCAAAGGCCCCCCUCGAUAUACUCUUGAAUCACACCGAAACACCAUUAACUGCAUCGCUUUCCAUCCAAUCUUCUCAUCAGUCGCUACCGGCUCUGAUGAUUAUACAAUGGAGAUAUGGGACUGGGAAGUUGGUGAGCUUGAAAGGACUAUCAAAGGUCACACUAGAGCAGUUCUGGAUCUUGAUUACGGCGGUCUGAGAGGCAAUAAUCUUCUGGCGUACUGUAGUUCGGAUCUUACCCUCAAGUUGUGGGAUCCGGCUGACGAUUACAAGAACAUCCGGACUUUUCCAGGCCAUGAUCACAGCGUCAGUGCUGUGCGCUUUAUACCGGCGUCUGCGAACUUGCUUGUUAGUACAAAUAGAGACAAGACUCUGAGGAUAAGGGAUGUCAGUACUGGGUAUUGUGUGAGAACCCUUAAUGGGCAUACCGCCUGGGUCGGAGAUGUAUUCCCAUCUCCUGACGGCCGCUUUCUCCUGUCUGCUGGGGAUGACAUGACAGCCCGGUUAUGGGACCUAUCGGUCACCACCAAUACUGGAAGCAAACUAACCAUGUUUGGUCACGAGCACUAUAUCGAAUGCUGCGCUCUUGUCCCUGCCUCUGCAUACCAGUACCUUGCCCCAGUGGCAGGGCUGAAAAGGCCUCCACAGGCCAGUAGCUUAGCAGAGUUCAUGGCCACUGGCUCCCGGGACAAGACUAUCCGUGUGUGGGACGCGCGUGGCACUUGUCUUAUGACCCUGGUCGGCCACGACAACUGGGUUCGCGUCCUUGUCUUCCACCCAGGCGGCAAGUACCUUUUAUCAGUAGCGGAUGAUAAGACACUACGGUGCUGGGACCUCAGCCAGGACGGACGGUGUGUCAGGGUAGUUGGUGAGCCGCACCAGCGCUUCAUCACCUCACUGCAGUGGGCACCGAGCAUCGUGCAGAAUGUAGCGACUGUGGAAACCAUCACUGGCGGAACCGCACGAGUGAAGCCCCAGGGUGUACAGAUUCGCUGCGUGAUUGCCAUCGGUGGCGUGGACUGGAAGUUACGGAUCUUUUCCAGCUGA